UCUCACGGCCGCAGGCAGCAGAGGCGUCCCGGUUUGCUGAAACACAGACCUUUGCUUUGACUUUUUUUUUUUUUUUUUAUCGGCCCAAGUUAAUCCUCAACUAGGAGUUGCGGUGUAACUGAUCCCAUUCAAGAACCAACAACCAAAACGUCACUGAUUGUUUGCUAAACAAGUUUCUUCUGAGGGAGAAGAUGUCUGUGAAAGAAACGGCUUCGUCGUCCUCCAUCAUCCCCCUGCGCUCUGACGAGCAUCAGCAGAGUAUUCUGAGCAAAUUCGACAAGCUACGGAAAAAAGACCUGCUUUGCGACAUAACUCUAGUGGUGGAGGACGUACACUUCAAGGCUCACAAGGCUCUGCUGGCAGCCAGCAGCGAGUACUUCUCCCUCAUGUUCACCGCAGAGCAGCCGGUCCCGCGGUCCACCUACAGGCUGGACGGCAUGGCGGCGAAGACGUUCGGCGCGGUCCUGGAGUUCAUCUACAGCGCCCAGGUGUGUGUGGAGGAGAGCUCCACGGAGCAGCUCCUGGCCACGGCUCAGAGGGUAAAGGUCAGCGAGCUCGUCCACGUCCUCGUUGAGCUCACAGACUCCACAGGCACGAAGGACGAGAAGACGCCAGACAGAACCGAGGCAGCGGACCUGUCGAAACGCAAACGAGGGCGGCCAAAGAAAAGCGCAGGUGGAUUCCGUGACGGCUCAGACGAUGUCCAGGCUGCAGAGGGUGACCCUGCUGAAGACCACAACACCGGAUCUGGCCAGAGGCGUCAAAGCAAACGUAAGAUAAGGACGCCGGUUAAAUACAAGGGCUACAGGAUCAGCGGUGACGGAGCAGGAAGCAAAGAGCCGGGGGGGAGGGGCUACAUGAGGAAGUACCCCAACACUGAGGCGCGAUGCGACGACUGCGGGAAAGUCUUCAAGCACCAUCUGUUUUUAAAGAUCCACCAAAGAACUCACACCGGAGAGAAACCAUUCCACUGCUCCGUCUGUGGGAGGAGCUUCACUCAGAAGCACACCUUGCUGGCUCACCAACGCAUUCACACGGGGGAGAAGCCGUUCGUUUGCGGCAUCUGCUCAAAAGCGCUUUCCACCAAACACUCCCUGCAGGAGCACAUGAACCUCCACGAAGGACAGAAAUCCUACGACUGUGAUAAAUGUGAAAAGACCUUCACUCAAAAGAAACAACUGAAAAGCCACUACAGAGUUCACACAGGUAAAUCGUUACCAGAGUGUGAUCUGUGUCAUCACAAGUUUAUGGAUGCAGCUCAGCUGAAGAAGCACCUCAGAACUCACACUGGUGAGAAGCCUUUCACUUGUGAAAUCUGUGGCAAAUGUUUCACAGCCAAGAGCACGCUGCAGACACACAUCAUGAUUCACAGAGGUGAGAAGCCGUAUAAAUGUAGCAUCUGUGAGAAGUCUUUCUCAGACCCCAGCGCCAGGCGGCGCCACAUCGCCUCCCACUCUGGGAAGAAACCCUUCACCUGCUCCUUCUGUGGCCUGUCCUUUACCCGGCCGGACAACCUGAAAACGCACACGAAGUCUCACAACAAGGAGAGACCCGCCGCCACGGCGACCGAGGCCUCACCAGCCGCGCCGCCGGAGGAGCCGCGCAACGUCCUCCAUCUGCAGCCAUACCCGCCGGCGCUCAGCUCUGAGCAGGAGAUCCAGCUGGUGGUGGCUGGCGAGGUGAACAACAUCAACUUCGUUCCGGGUCAGGAUCAGGAGAUCAGCCUAGUCGCCGCUGACGGAGAGACGGCGCAGUCGGCCCACUCCAGGGUCACCCUCCUGGCCCAGCCGGCGGGGCCGAUCCAGAACCUGGCGCUGGUCGCUCAGGGAGACGCCGCGGCCCACGCCCCGCAGGUUCACUCCAUCGGCAUGUUGGAGAGCCACCAGCCGGAGCAGAUGCACGUCAUCACCCUGAGUAAAGAAGCCAUGGACCAGCUGCAGGCCCACCACGGCCCGCCGCAUCCUCUGCAGAUAGCGCGGCCCCUCCAGGUGAUGCAGCAGCCGCAGCAGCUGGCCGUGGCGCAGGAGAGCUCGCAGGUUCACAGCCAGGCCAUCCACAUCAGCAGCCAGGUCAGCCAACCGAUCUCCAUCAGCCAGACCAGCGAGCAGAUCUCCAGCCACCACAUCCAGGGGCAGACAUUCCAGAUCCAGGCGGGGACCGUGUCUUACCUGUACACCACUGGCCUUCCCCAGGACAGCUCAGAGGAAUGCAUUAUGCAAACUAAGAUGUGAAGGUGCUAACAAACCGGUGCUGCUGACACGUUUGUUGUUAUGGAUGGAGGCGGAUCAGAAAGUUGGCCUGUGCUCAGAACAAAAACGAAAUGGAACAUUUUACCUGUUCAGCUCAUCGAUAAUAAUAAUGCGGAGACCUUCUUAAAUGUUAAGAUUACACUAAAAGAAUGGAGACACCUAAUCCUAAUCAAUAAGAAGAUUACCAUAAGGUCUCUCCGUACCCUUAAAAAGUCUUAAAUUGAUGUAUCUAAAAUUAAGGCCUUCAAAUUUUCUUUAAUUGAUUGAAAAACAAUAAACUGUGAUGAAAUACAUUCAUCACACAUCUUAAAUUUUGUGGUGGCAGAACAAUUGAUCUCAUAUUAAAUUGUUCUGCCACUCCAUGGAGUGCAUAUAUUCCUGCUAGUGCACAUAUACCAUGGAGUAUAAAUGCUAGUGGUAUGCUAGUGGUAUACUAUAUACCACUAGCAUUAUUUUUUUCUGCCAGGACUUUAUUGUUGUGUAAAACUGAGUCUUGUAGACAUUUUCAUUGCUUUUCAUUGCGUGACUGUCUAGGUUUUAAACAUCUAUCAUGGGGAAGUGCUAAUUUAUCUGGACGAUGUUCAUCUUAGCCAUUGGCUCAGUUCUGUGCCUAACCAAUAUUGUUUAUUUAUUUGUGAUUUUAUUUUGUACAUUUCUGUCUUGAAUCAAGUCUUAUAUUCUAUUCAUAAUGGUUUUGAAAAUAUCUCUAAAAGUCUUACAUUUAGUUGGUGAAACUUGCAGAAACCCUGUGUUAUUAAUAAGCUUUGUAUCAUUUGACCUACUUCCCCAACAGUCACAUUUUGGAUAGAAAAUGAAAUGAUCAAUUUGGCUAAUGACUCUAAAUAUGUUCUUUUUUUCUUUAAAGUUGUGAUUAUGCUGAUGUUUUAAAAGUUAAAGGUCUGUAUUUUGUUCUCAUUUGGAUACACUAUUAAGGGCCUGUUCUUGGUUUGCUCAUUAUAUGCAGGCGCCGUCAUUUUCUCAGUUGUAACUAACAGAUAAACUAAAGAAUACAAUGUUAGAACUCAGAGAGCUUAAGUCUUGAAUGGAAAAAUGUUUAUUUGUAAGAAAUAAUCUGGUGCGAUUUGAAAGACAACACAAAAGUCUUUACAGGAAAAUAAUGAUGCCGUAAACUAAUAAAUAUAAACAUUAACAUGUUUAUAUUAAAAAUGAAUAGAAGCAAAAAUAUAUAGAAAGAACGAUGUAGCCUGAACUUAACAAUCUUUGUACAGUGCCUUACAAAAUAAUUCAUGACCUUUUUCUGUCUUUUUUUUACAUUAUAACCACAAUCAUCAUUGUAUUU
Molecule: messenger RNA, 3549 nt
Organism: Poecilia reticulata (guppy)
Lineage: Eukaryota; Metazoa; Chordata; Actinopteri; Cyprinodontiformes; Poeciliidae
Gene: zbtb24
Product: zinc finger and BTB domain containing 24
Biological process (GO): regulation of transcription by RNA polymerase II
Cellular component (GO): nucleus
Molecular function (GO): protein binding; DNA-binding transcription factor activity, RNA polymerase II-specific
Source: RefSeq, a predicted model, not a curated record